Messenger RNA from Drosophila hydei, 946 nucleotides. RefSeq names its product ER membrane protein complex subunit 10 (gene EMC10). Lineage: Eukaryota; Metazoa; Arthropoda; Insecta; Diptera; Drosophilidae. The coding region runs from base 109 to 795 and encodes 228 amino acids. Gene Ontology annotation, cellular component: EMC complex. The record is from RefSeq and is a predicted model, not a curated record. The transcript has 2 exons.
UUCUGCGAUUACUAUCGAUAGUGAAAUACUAAAAAUCAUAUGGGCUGCAACUUAAUGACUUGUUAAAGAAAUUUAGACACAAAAACAAAUAAAAACAUAUAGACGAAAAUGUAUUUAAAAUCAAGCUGUUUGUCAAUCGUUCUGCUCAGUUUGUUUGCAAGUGGAUGGAGCUUCUUGGAGCAUGACAGCUGGAUAACAAUUGAUUUGCACCAUUCCUUGACACCCGCAAGACCGGAGCACUUUUCUCAUCGAGGCAAUAUCUCCAUACCAAGUCUAAAUUCGGGACUUUCGACCAUUGUCCAGAAUGCAUUAACGGACACUGAACUUGAAAGCUUGAAGGUUCUGGCAAGCCAAAAUGGUUUCUAUCGCAUGAGGGCAACGGUCGCAUAUCCCAAUGGCAGUAAGCAACGUUUCUUGACCUCAAGCAAAGCGUGCAGCUUGCUGCUGGCUCAGUUCAAUGACGUUCUAUGGGUAUCACUCGAUCCCAAUGGCUAUGUAACGGGCAUCACUACCUCUCAGGAUCUAGCUCCAAAGAUCACGGAAUGCUCCUCCGAAAAUACGCAGCAAAUUAACGAGAAAAGCUUCAGCUCUGAUGUUAUCAUUCGACAUGCCGAAUUGGCACCGGUACCGGAUACUGGCAGCUUUAUACAGAAAUUCGAACGUGAGCGUGAGGCCAGGGAGCGCGGAGAGGUGCGUGACAAUAGGGGCUUCUUUGCUAAAUACUGGAUGUACAUUGUGCCCGUGGUCCUGUUGGUCUUUAUUUCUGGAGCAACCAAUCAGGAUGCUGCCAAAUAAGCAUGUAUAUGUAAAUUAGUUAAAAUAUUAGCUUUUCUUUUAAUUUGAAAUAAAGUAAAGAACAGAGCCAAUUUUAUUGAUUUUAAGAUCUUUUGAUGGCAGCAAACCACCCGCACAUGUAACAUAGGUCCGUUUUGUAACAAUAGUUAAG